GCGGGCGCGGAGCCGCGCGGCCGCCCCGCACCAUGUACGCGUUCGUGCGGUUCCUAGAGGACAACGUGUGCUACGCGCUGCCCGUGUCCCGCGUGCGGGACUUCAGCCCCACCUCCCAGCAGGACUUCGACAACCAGAAGGUCUACACCGUGUACCGCAACCCCGAGGAGGCGGCGGACGAGGACGACGAGAGCCCCGGCGAGUGGGGCGACCGGCUGCUGCUGCACAAGGCCCAGAUCCUGGCGCUGGCAGAGGACAAAACUGACCUUGAGAACAGUGUGAUGCAGAAGAAAAUUAAAAUCCCCAAACUCUCUCUCAAUCACAUAGAAGAAGCUGGGGAGGUUACAGAUUAUGGGGAAGAAGAUGUGGAGCUUAGACACAGUAAGAGACAAGAUGGGAGGAAACAAAGUGAAGGUACACACAAAAGCAUUGAAGCAGUUGUUGCUCGCCUUGAAAAACAGAACGGGAUGAGUCUCAGUAAUACUUCCAGCCCUGAGGAGGCAUUUAUGGAGGCAACAGAGGGCAUGAACAAUAUGGACGAUGCUGUAGUUCCUCGGAUUCUCUAUGAGGAAUUGCUGAGGAGUUACCAGCAGCAGCAGGAAGAAAUGAGACACAUUCAGCAGGAGCUGGAGAGGACGCGGAGACAGCUUGUGCAACAGGCAAAGAAGCUAAAGGAGUAUGGGGCACUCGUGUCAGAAAUGAAAGAGCUCAGAGACUUGAACAGGAGGCUCCAGGAUGUACUGCUGCUAAGACUAGGUAGUGGACCUGCCAUUGAGGUUGAAAAAGUAAAACCUGAAUCAAUUGAGCCUGAACCUGAGGUACAGAAGACCUUCAGUGAGGAAGCAAAUACAUCAACGUACUACCCUGCCCCUGUUCCAGUAAUGGACAAGUAUAUUCUCGAGAAUGGAAAGGUCCAUCUUGGCAGUGGAAUUUGGGUAGAUGAGGAGAAAUGGCACCAGCUGCAAGUAACACAAGGAGAUUCAAAGUAUACAAAAAAUCUAGCGGUUAUGAUUUGGGGAACAGAUGUUCUCAAGAACAGAAGUGUCACAGGAGUUGCAACCAAAAAAAAGAAAGAUGCCGUUCCCAAGCCACCUCUCUCACCUCACAAAUUAAGCAUUGUCAGAGAAUGUUUGUAUGAUAGAAUAGCACAAGAAACUGUGGAUGAAACUGAAAUUGCACAGAGACUCUCCAAAGUCAACAAGUACAUCUGUGAAAAAAUCAUGGAUAUCAAUAAAUCAUGUAAAAAUGAAGAAAGGAGAGAAAUUGCAAAAUACAAUUUGCAAUAAACUUUGGAUUUUUAAUAAAGUCUUAGUGUUUUACUUAAGUGUUGGUUUUUGAUUUGUGUGGCAUUUUUGCUGAUGGAAGAAGCUGACAUGAAGCGUUGCUCUCUUCCUAUAACUGAUUCGUUUUUCGAGCGGUUCUGUCAUGGUGUAAACUGCUUUUAACUAAUGUAAGAUAUAUUGUAAGUUCACUGAGAAUGAAAACUGAAGUUUCCAAGCUUUCUCCAGCGAGUUGCAGUUUGUUACCUGCAGUUGUACAUAAGUUGUGGUUCUGCGGACACCGACCCAUUUGCCCUACAUUGAGUUUUACUGGAGUUAGUGGAUCUCAGCUGCAGUAAAACAUCUGCUUAGAAGGAAGAACUGUACAAAAU
This is a messenger RNA of Ficedula albicollis (Collared flycatcher), 1651 nucleotides long. RefSeq names its product BEN domain containing 5 (gene BEND5). The record is from RefSeq and is a predicted model, not a curated record. Gene Ontology annotation, molecular function: DNA binding. Gene Ontology annotation, biological process: negative regulation of DNA-templated transcription. NCBI's taxonomy places the organism in Eukaryota, Metazoa, Chordata, Aves, Passeriformes, Muscicapidae. The coding region runs from base 33 to 1286 and encodes 417 amino acids. The transcript is spliced from 6 exons.